This is a messenger RNA of Vitis vinifera (wine grape), 2283 nucleotides long. RefSeq names its product cytochrome P450 CYP72A616. Bases 227 to 1768 code for a protein of 513 amino acids. NCBI's taxonomy places the organism in Eukaryota, Viridiplantae, Streptophyta, Magnoliopsida, Vitales, Vitaceae. Gene Ontology annotation, molecular function: oxidoreductase activity, acting on paired donors, with incorporation or reduction of molecular oxygen; heme binding; monooxygenase activity. The record is from RefSeq and is a predicted model, not a curated record. The transcript has 5 exons.
AAUGUUGCAGUCCACAUAACACGGGAAUCCUUUUCCUUAUCUUUGGAAGCAAAAGAAGUGUUGUAGUCCACAGAAAGUGGAAUUUUUUUCAUUUUUAAUUCUUGUUUUCUCGGCGCUUGUUCAAGAGAAGGGUAUACUGCAUUUGGCAGAUCGUACAAAACUCCAUUGAAACCCACAAAAUUUGAGCUCCAUUUCCUUCAAAUUUCGUCAUUCCAAGAAACCCCAAAUGAGAAUGGAAGACUCCAUUUUGAAAACCAUGGCAUACUCUUUUGCCAUAUUGACUAUGUAUACUCUUUCGAGAGUCGUUUACAGCGUCUGGUGGAGACCCAAAAGCCUGGAGAAGCAACUGAGGCGGCAAGGCAUCAGAGGUACUCGUUACAAGCUUUUGUUUGGUGACGCCAAAGCUAUGAAGCAGUCGUUCAUGGAGGCACGCUCCAAACCCAUGGCUUUGAACCAUUCUAUUGUUCCUCGUGUCCUUCCAUUCUACCAUGAAAUCGCUCAAAAAUAUGGGAAAGUUUCAGUGAGUUGGAACUUUACAACGCCAAGGGUGCUGAUAGUGGAGCCGGAGCUGAUGAGGUUGAUAUUAACAAGCAAGAACGGUCACUUCCAGAGGCUGCCGGGAAACCCUCUUGGGUAUCUUCUGACACGCGGACUCUCAUACCUGCAAGGGGAGAAAUGGGCCAAAAGGAGAAAGUUACUUACACCAGCUUUCCACUUCGAGAAAUUGAAGGGGAUGGUGCCUGCAUUUUCAGUAAGUUGUCGUAAAUUGAUAGAACGAUGGAAGAAUUUAGUUGCUCCUCAAGGAACAUAUGAACUAGAUAUGAUGCCUGAAUUUCAGAACCUUACUGGGGAUGUCAUUUCUCAAGUAGCCUUUGGAAGCAAUUAUGAAGAAGGAAAGAAAGUGUUUGAACUUCAGAAGGAGCAAGCUGUGCUAGUCAUGGAAGCUUUUCGAACCUUUUACAUACCUGGUUUCAGAUUUGUGCCUAUUGGGAAGAACAAGAAGAGAUAUUAUAUAGACAGCGAGAUCAAAGCGAUAUUAAAAAAAAUAAUUCUCAAGAGGAAGCAGACCAUGAAGCCUGGAGAUCUGGGCAAUGAUGAUCUACUAGGUUUGCUGCUUCAAUGUCAAGAACAAACUGAUAGUGAGAUGACAAUUGAAGAUGUGAUAGAGGAAUGCAAGUUGUUCUACUUUGCUGGCCAAGAGACCACUGCUAACUGGCUAACAUGGACAAUUCUCCUCUUAUCUAUGCAUCCCAACUGGCAAGAGAAGGCAAGAGAAGAGGUUUUACAAAUUUGUGGGAAGAAAAUGCCUGAUAUUGAAGCCAUAAACCACCUCAAAAUUGUGUCGAUGAUACUACAUGAAGUCCUAAGGCUAUAUCCACCUGUGACUCAGCAGUUCAGGCAUACUUGUGAAAGAAUCAAUAUAGCAGGUAUGUGUAUCCCAGCUGGGGUCAACCUUGUGUUGCCAACUUUGCUUCUUCAUCACAGUCCUGAGUAUUGGGGAGAUGAUGUUGAAGAAUUUAAACCAGAGAGAUUCUCUGAAGGAGUUUCAAAGGCAUCAAAGGGUGAUCAGAUUGCAUUCUAUCCAUUUGGGUGGGGGCACAGGAUUUGCUUGGGCCAAGGUUUUGCAAUGAUAGAAGCAAAGAUGGCUCUAGCUAUGAUUCUGCAACACUUUUGGUUUGAGCUUUCACCCACUUACACUCAUGCUCCUCAUACUGUUAUUACUCUUCAACCUCAACAUGGAGCUCCAAUUAUACUACACGAAAUCUAACAACUAUUUCUUUUGGCUUUCAUGGCUAUACCUUUUUAUCUUCAUACUCACACAUGAAGGGUAGUAAGCCAAUAGAAACUCGUGUCUACAAAACCCAAGUUCAAAACAAACUACCUACUUGCAUGUCCAUCUCUUCUUCUACGUUGUAUGUAGAUCUGGUCUCUCAUUUCCCCAAAGACAUACAUUUAAGUACAACAAUUUUGAAGAAAGAAAAUGGAGGUUGUUACAUUUCGAAUUCACUCAACCAUACCAAAUUUAAAGGCCUUCACUGGUAAUCAAAAUGACUAUUCUCCUUUUGAGGCAACUCUUUCUGCCUAUCUUGGCUACUUCUGUUUAUUUAAAGGCAACACUCCAUUGUUAAACUUCUAUAAAAGUUUAUUCUUGGUUCAUCGAGGUGGUUGGGGAGGGUUGUUCCAAGCUUUUAUAUCCAAUGUAAAACCUUAUCCUACUCUUUUGUAUUCCAAUAAAUUCAAGAUGCAAUAUGUGAAGCUUUGGAAGGUCAGAAGUGAGUGUAA